CACCGCCCCUUCCGCUCCGUCUCCCCGCAACGGCCUAAGCUUUUUGCCAUGCAAGGCGCCUCUGGGCUCAGCUCCGCAGCUCGCUCGCAGCCCAUGCUGCUCGGCCUGUGCACCUGGCUGGACAGACUCCCGCUCAGUCGCCCCAAGCGGCACCUGGCUCGGGAUUUCAGCGACGGCGUGCUGGUAGCGGAGAUUGUGAAGCACUUCCAUCCACGCCUUGUGGACCUGCACAACUACAGCCCUGCCUGCAACACGGACCAGAAGCUCAGCAACUGGAGCCUUCUCAACAGGAAAGUCUUUCACAAGCUGCACUUCUGUGUCUCCGAGGCAGAUAUCCGCAAGGUGGUGGCCAACGUGCCUGGAGCCAUCGAGCCCAUCCUUUGUGCACUGAGAGAGAAGGUGGAGCCUGGCACUGUUCAUGCAGUCUCACCUAGUACAGCUGAUCCAGGACCCUACAGAGUGGCUGCUGACCAACCUUGGGUGGAGGUGUCCACCCACACCUAUACCGGCCUGCCAGAUUCCCCGGAUCCCUCCAGUGUGAAGACUCUUCACAACCAGAAAUCUUUGCAGAUGGACUGCUCUGCUUUAGGAUGUGGAGACCCAGCCAAAGGGUCCUGGGAGCACCUAGCCAGGGUCCAGCAGCUGCUGGAGGACAAGGAGCAGGCACUAGCCAUUCUGCAACAAAUAGUCCAGAUUUUGCAGAUGAAGGUGGUGAGGCUGGAGCAUCUGGUACAGCUGAAGGACCAGCGGAUUGAGACACUAAUGAGACCUGGGCCUGAGGAGUGAACCUGACCUUGAACCCACCUGGAGCCUCUGGCAGCCAGGGCUUCUUCCACAGUCCUGCAGUAUCCUCUCCAGAGGUUCAGAGUGGGCACAUAUGUGGGCUCUGGGGCUACUUGUCUCAGGGGUUCCUGCUGGGUGUCAACUGCUAUGGACAAAGAUCAAAAGUUCUCUCCAGUCCUGUGAUGGUUUCUCAUUGCUACAUUUGUGAGCACAUGAGGCCUCAGUGUGUGCAAGAUCUAGGGCUUGGGGUCACACUACCCAGGGUGGGUGGUCAGCCAUGUGGCUCCGGAAUAACAAUCACUCUGGAGUCUGAAGAAAAUACCCCUGACUGGAGCCUGGGCAAGUUGUCUGUCUGUGCCUGCUGAGCCAUUCUUCUGAAAGGAUGUAGGACAGAGGAGGACCCAGGAAAGUGCCCCAAGAUUUGCCCUCAAGAUUUUGGGGCAAAAUUAGGUAUAGCUGGGACCUAGGCCUGGUUGGCUAUUGUAGACCAGAUUUCUCCUUGGGCCCAGAACCUAGCUGCUGCCUUCUUGCCUCCAGGAUGACUGCCCACCCACCAGGCUCAAGAGCACUGAUGUGUCCAAGAAGCUCCCAACACUGAGAGGGGUUGCAGGGCUGCAUUCUGCUGGCUUCUGUACCCAGCCAUGUCGCUCAUAAAUCCACAAAUGCCAUUGGGGCAGAGCCUGGUAGGAUGGACUAAAGCUCCCCACCACCUGUGUCAUCACAACUUCCCUUCCCCAUGGGGUCAGCUUUCUUCUGUGCUCUUGAGCUGAGCUCCUGAGGCGUCUCAGCUAGCAUCAGCAGCCACAGACUUGCAUCAGGAUUUCAGACCUGCCUCCAGAGUCUUAAGUAGUCUACUUCCUCCCUGAGUCAGAAGGCACAAGUCAGAAGGCAUGUUCCACAGCCCACCCUGAUCAUGAGUCACCACAACAGUCAGGAAGAUGGCUUCCCAGUAACUGGCUCUGUCACCUCUGGUCAGCUGGCUGGGGCAGCCAGUGUCUGGAGCCUUUCUGAGUCCCAGCCAAGGUGGACUAGGCAGAAGGACAGCUCCAUGCACCUGGAGCCCAGGGAUUCCUAGUGUCAGGAAUGGGAAUCUUUUCCUAAAACACUGCAGAGAUACCUUCAAGUUGCAGGUUCCUACACUGUCAGACCUGAAGAUAUCAGCCAGGAAAUCCCCUGAGAAGGGCCUGGACAAGAAAGCCAAAUCAACACAGGCCCAGGCAGAUUCAGAUCUGGCCCUGGUUGCCCUCCCCAGGCUAAUCCUGGGAGCUAUGGAUGAUCUGGCCCCCUUGCUGCUCCCUAAGGCGGGGACCGCAAAAGGCCAGCCAUUCUGCUCCAGAUGCUCCAGGCAUGCCCACAGCUAUGCACAUGCAUGUAUAAACUCAUGUAUGUGUCCACACAUAAAGCCAUGCACAUGAGGGCUGAUUGACUCCUUGUAGAGGCGGGACUGGCGUCCUGGAAGAAGUAGGCUUGGAAGGAAGCAGAGGCUGUUGUGUGCACGUUGUGUUUGUGUUUACAUGUGGCACUAUGUGUGCAUGUUGUGACACAGCAUUGCUAUACAUGUGCGAUACUGUGUGACACUGGGUGACUGAAGAUAUGUGACUGUGCACACACAUUGUACAUGUGUAGGAUGCAUUUGUGCUGGCCAGUGGAAGUGGCUGAGGUGGUGGCCUCAAGGGAUAGAAGAGGCAGAGGCGGGGCCAGGUGGGCUGAUGGAUCAUGGGCCCUUAGUGCAGGAAGAAUAUGCUUCUUACUGGUUCAGCUUCUGCUUGAUAGGUCCUGUGGGUUGGGCUUGGGCCACCUGCCAGGCUUUGAAAUAGAGAGACAGGUGUACCUUGGAAAAUAAGAAACAAAGCCCAGCCUGGUGUGGUGGUGCAUGCCUGUAAUCUCAGCACUCA
Messenger RNA from Fukomys damarensis (Damara mole-rat), 2678 nucleotides. RefSeq names its product sperm flagellar protein 1. The record is from RefSeq and is a predicted model, not a curated record. Gene Ontology annotation, biological process: regulation of cytoskeleton organization. The transcript is spliced from 7 exons. Gene Ontology annotation, cellular component: axoneme. Lineage: Eukaryota; Metazoa; Chordata; Mammalia; Rodentia; Bathyergidae. Bases 49 to 786 code for a protein of 245 amino acids. Gene Ontology annotation, molecular function: microtubule binding.